UUACAGUCUAGGGGACUCCUGUCACCUGUGUGGUCUGUUCUUGACUAUUGUGUGAGUCACUGACUUUUCCCCCUGGGAAACUACCUUAACUUGUCUUCAACUGAAAUUUUUUCAGCCUGCAAAGAUGAGUUGUGCCUCAGAGGUUGCUCUUGUUCUGAGGUGUCUCUUCACCACUGCCUGUCAGGCUGCUAACCAGAGUGCCUGCCCCAGACCACAGCAGAAGCGACAGCAGCCAAGGAUCGGGGGAGCCCACCCUGCUCCCGGGUAUCUUUACGGCAGGCAGCAGAGUAACAGCCUCAGACUUGACCUCCCCAGCCAGAGACCCCUCAGCCCAGGAGGAGUGAGGCCGGGCCAGCAGCGGGGGCCCGGGAAGCCCCAUGUCUUGGGACCUGCUGGGGCAGGGACCCCUGGAUGUCAGGCUGCAGGUCCGGCAGCUGGGGAGGGGAUGAGGGCCUCCCACCAGCUCUGCCCAUCAGCCAGAUCCCUGGGAGAGGCAGCACUUGCUGGCCACAGAGUCGGCCCCACUCUCACCUGCCUGCCUCCCCCACCAGCUGGGCCCUGCACCGCCCCAGCCCACGCGGCGCCUCACCCCUCCUGGACAGAACAGUAUCUCUGGGACUGACAAGUUAAUCCGAGACCCACAGUAGCCCUGGAUGCCCUGGGAGAGGUGGCUGCUCAGCUCCAGGGCCAGCUUGGAGGAGCCAACUUCAAAAGACUCCGCCUGGCCUGCCCCUCUGCAGUCCUCCAGGCAGCCUGUCCAGGGAAGCGGUUGGCUGGUGUUGGACCUGGUGCGGCAGUGCACACCCCGUCCGAGGACCCCAGGAUCAUGUGCAUGGCCUGCUGGCGGGAGUGAGGGAGGGCAAGACCCUGAAAGGCCCAUGGUACCCCCCAAGCCUGCACUCUGGGCGCUCCUGCUGGCGCUGCUGGGGACCGCGCCAAGCCGCGCCUAUUCCCCGGCCUGCAGCGUCCCCGACGUGCUCCGCCACUAUCGCGCCAUCAUCUUCGAGGAUCUGCAGGCCGCCGUGAAGUGGGGCGGGGCGGGGGCCGAAAAGACCAGGCCAGGCUCCAGACACUUUCAUUUCAUACAGAAAAACCUGACUAGACCCGGGAGCUCGGGACGGCGGGGACGGCCUCGGGCCUCCUGUGGCGCCCAGAAGGAGCACAGUAUCCUCCUGUCCAUCUCGUCCCUGGGUCGGACCCUGCGCGGGGCGGUGGCCGGGGACCGCCGCGGGGCCCUGGAGAGAGCUGCUUGGACCGUGGCUGUGCGCACGGAGGCGGUGAUGCGGCGCCACUGCAGGACGCUGCGCCAGCGGAGCCGGCGGCCCAAGAUGCGCCCUGCCCGGCGUCGCGGCGGUCGAAGGCAGCUCCUGCUGCGCGCCCUGGACGCCGUCGCCACCUGCUGGGAGAAGCUCUUCGCGCUGCGCGCCCCGGCCUCCAGGGGCUCCUAGCGCGGCCCGUCUUGGCCCUGCCUCCAGCGCCCUGCGCGGGGAGGAGAACCAGCGGGGCCUUCGGCAGAGCCUGGAGACGCGCCUCGUUUUGUCGACAUGUUGGUGACCUCGGCCCCUCGCUCGACGCAGCCCGCGCUCCCCGGAGGGCCCAGGACUUGGAGAAGGGAGCGCGCCUGGCCGCCGCUGGGUCUCGGAGGAGGCCCGCCCUCCACGCGCCGAAGGCCUCAAUAAACGGAGCUGGCGCUGCGGGUCCGGCA
Pongo pygmaeus (Bornean orangutan) is the source of this 1705-nucleotide messenger RNA. RefSeq names its product chromosome 21 C20orf204 homolog (gene C21H20orf204). The transcript has 5 exons. NCBI's taxonomy places the organism in Eukaryota, Metazoa, Chordata, Mammalia, Primates, Hominidae. The record is from RefSeq and is a predicted model, not a curated record. The coding region runs from base 654 to 1448 and encodes 264 amino acids.